AAGUUUACUCCUGCUUUGGACGCCCAUUACAUCUGAUUCCUUCUCUUGUCAAGUUUCACAGUGAAGAAGUGAUGAGGGUCUGGAAAUGCACUUCCUCUUCUGCUUUGCAAUUGCGUCUCCUUCUACUUGGUAACUCCUUUUCUCUUUCUCCUACCCUUUUCUUUUCUUCUUCCUCUUCCCCCGUUUCAACAAAUCCAGGUAUGCGUUUCACAAAAUUGAUGAUGCCUUGGUUUUGUUCGAUCACAUGCUUCGUACCCAUCCCCGCCCUUGUAUUGUUGAAUUUACUCAAGUACUAGGUGCGAUUGUUAGAAUGAAGCAUUAUGAAACUGCUGUUUCUCUGUCGAGACAAAUGGAUUUCCUUGGGAAUCAGACAUGAUGUUUAUACUCUCAACAUUUUGGUUAAUUGUUUUUGCAGCUUGCAUCGUACGGAUUUUGGGUUUUCGCUUUUGGGAAAAAUGUUGAAGCUGGGUAUUCAACCUGAUACUACCACAUUUAACACCCUGGUCAACGGGUUAUGUGUUGAAGGUAAAAUAGCUGAAGCAGUGAUCUUGUUUGAUGGGAUUGUCAGGAAUGGUUGCCAACCUGAUUUGAUUACUUAUGGUACCGUAAUGAAUGGUCUUUGUAAAAUAGGCUACACUACUGGGGCUAUUAGAUUGUUAAGGAACAUGAAACAAAGUGGCAUUGUACCUAACACUGUAACAUACAACACAACCAUCGACUGUCUUUGUAAGGACAAGCUUGUGCCUGAGGCUUUAAACCUUUUGUCUGAAAUGAGAGGUAAAGGUAUUCCGCCGGAUGUUGUGACUUAUAAUUCUUUCAUUCAUGCUAUGUGUAGUCUGGGCCAGUGGAAUGAAGUUAUGAGAUUAUUGACAGAAAUGGUUGCUAAUAAUUUCAAGCCAAAUAUUGUCUCCUAUAGUAUAUUGGUUGAUGCAUUUUGUACAGAAGGAAGGGUUUCAGAGGCUUGUGAUAUUGUUGAAGGAAUGAUUCGACGAGGUGUUGAUUCUGAUACUAUUACAUAUAAUGCAUUGAUGGAUGGAUAUUGUUUGCAAGGCAAAAUGGAUGAGGCUAGAAAGAUUCUUAAUUUGAUGAUUACUAAGGGUUGUGUACCUAACGUUUAUGGUUACAGCAUCAUGGUCAAUGGAUUUUGUAAAUUGCAAAAGAUUGAUGAGGCCAAGGAACUCUUUGAUAAAAUGUCUCGAAAUGGAGUAGUCCCUAACACUGUUACUUACACUGCUCUUAUAAAUGGCAUGUGCCAAGUAGGGAGACUUGGGGCAGCACGGGAACUUCACAAAGAAAUGAGUGCUCGCGGCCUCGUUCCAAACACGGUGACUUACUCUACUUUGUUACAUGGCUUAUGCAAGCACGGUCAUGUUCAUGAGGCAGCGGAACUUUUUCAUGUUACGCAGAGCAAUGGGAUAGAAGCUAAUAUUGUCCACUAUAGUAUCUUAAUUGAUGGCUUAUGUCCAGUUGGGCAACUUAAUGUUGCCAGGAAAUUAUUUCAUUCACUCCCAGGCAAAGGGUUACACCCUAAUGUUUAUACUUGCGAUAUCAUGAUCAAAGGACUUUGUAAAGAAGGGCUACCAAAUGAAGCAUAUGAUUUGUUUAGGAAAAUGGAGGUGAAUGGCUGCUUGCAAGAUAGUUGUUCUUACAAUGCAAUGAUCAAAGGAUUUUUCCAAAACAAUGAUGUGUCAAGGGCAGUGCAAAUUUUACAUGAGAUGGUUGAUAAAGGAUUUUCUGCAGGUUCUUCAACAGCAACAAUGGUAGUGGAUUUAUUGUGUAAAAAUGGAGGAGAUCAAUCUAUUCUUGAGCUGUUUCUUAGAAACUCUGAAGAUGAUCAAAAUGUCAACAUGAAAUUAACCGAGACCCAAUCCAGGGAAAUUAGAACCCUGUGGCACCUAAUGGUUCCCCUCGUCUCGACGCCCUUUGUCAACUGGUUCCUGCUCUUAGCCAUUCUGCUCGAGAUUGACAGUCAAGAAAAGAAGACGAAGAUGAGGGCCUGGAGAUGCACUUCUUCUUCUUCUGCUUUGCAAUUGCGUCUCCUUCUACUUGGUAACUCCUUCUCUCUUUCUCCUCCUAUUUUCGUUUCUUCUUUGAAAUACCCAUUUUUCUCUACCUCUUCCACCCGUUUCAAGAAAUCCAAGUAUGUGUUUCACAAAAUUGAAGAUGCCUUGGAUUUGUUCAAUCACAUGCUUCAUACCUACCCCCGCCCUUCUAUUGUUGAAUUUACUCAAGUACUAGGUGCGAUUGUUAGAAUGAAGCAUUAUGAAACUGCUAUUUCUCUGUUGAGACAAAUGGACUUAGUUGGAAUCAGACAUGAUGUUUAUACUCUCAGCAUUUUGGUUAAUUGUUUUUGCCGCUUGCGUUGUUCGGAUUUUGGGUUUUCGCUUUUGGGAAAAAUGUUGAAGCUGGGUAUUCAACCUGAUACUACCACAUUUAACACCCUGGUCAAUGGGUUCUGUUUUGAAGGUAAAAUAGCUGAAGCAGUGAUAUUGUUUGAUGAGAUUGUCAGAAAUGGUUACCAACCUGAUUUGAUUACUUAUAAUACCAUGAUAAAUGGUCUUUGUAAAGUAGGCUACACUAGUGGAGCUACUAAAUUGUUAAGGAACAUGGAACAAAGUGGCUGUGUACCUGACAUCGUGACAUACAACACAAUCAUCGACUGUCUUUGUAAGGAUAAGCUUGUACCUGAGGCUUUAAACCUUUUUUCUGAAAUGAGAGGUAAAGGUAUUCCGCAAGAUGUUGUGACUUAUAAUUCUUUCAUUCAUGCUAUGUGUAGUUCGGGCCAGUGGAAUGAAGUUAUGAGAUUAUUGACAGAAAUGGUUGCUAAUAACUGCAAGCCAAAUAUUGUCUCCUAUAGUAUAUUGGUUGAUGCAUUUUGUAAAGAGGGAAGGGUUUCCGAGGCUUGUGACACUAUCAAAGUAAUGAUUGAACAAGAUGUUGAUCCUAAUACUAUUACAUAUACCGCAUUGAUGGGUGGAUAUUGUUUGCAAGGCAAAAUGGAAGAGGCUAGAAGGGUUCUUAAUUUGAUGAUUACCAAGGGUUGUGUACCUAAUAUUUAUAGUUACAGUAUCAUGAUCAAUGGAUAUUGUAAAUUUCAAAAGAUAGAUGAGGCCAUGGAACUUUUUCACGAAAUGUCUCUAAAUGGAUUAGUCCCUAACACUGUUACUUAUAAUACUCUUAUAAAUGGAAUGUGCCAUCUAGGGAGGCUUUCUGCAGCACGAGAACUUUUCAAAGAAAUGAGUACUCGUGGCCUUGUUCCAGACAUGAUGACUUACUCUAUUUUGUUACAUGGCUUAUGCACGCAUGGUCAUGUUGAUGAGGCAAUGGAACUUUUUCAUGUUAUGCAGAGCAAUGGAAUAGAAGCUGACAUAGUCCAUUAUAGUAUCAUAAUUGAUGGCUUAUGUCAAGUUGGGCAACUUAAUGUUGCAAGAAAAUUAUUUUGUGCACUCCCAGUCAAAGGGUUACACCCUAAUGUUUAUACUUGUAAUAUCAUGAUCAAAGGACUUUGUAAAGAAGGGCUACUCAAUGAAGCAUAUGAUUUGUUUAGGAAAAUGGAAGUGAAUGGCUGCUUGCAAGAUAGUUGUUCUUACAAUACAAUGAUCAAAGGAUUUUUCCAAAACAAUGAUGUGUCAAGGGCAGUGCAAAUUUUACAUGAGAUGGUUGAUAGAGGAUUUUCUGCAGAUUCUUCAACAGCAACAAUGGUAGUGGAUUUAUUGUGUAAAAAUGGAGGAGAUCAAUCUAUUCUUGAGCUGCUUUUUAGAAACUCUGAAGAUGAUCAAAAUGUCAACAUGAAAUGACUUGUUAUCCAUUAAACAAAAAUUCUAUUCAAAAAGUUUUUCUAUGCUGCAAAGAAUUCUUUGCAACCAUAAUUAAGUUUUCCUCAUAUCAGUUUUCUUGAAAUUGAGGAAUCAGUCAAUGUUUGUCACCA
Molecule: messenger RNA, 3928 nt
Organism: Theobroma cacao (cacao)
Lineage: Eukaryota; Viridiplantae; Streptophyta; Magnoliopsida; Malvales; Malvaceae
Source: RefSeq, a predicted model, not a curated record